CGCAACGGACGGUCUACCUGUUUCGCCUGCCGUAGGCGUCGCGUAAUCGUCACCGCAGUUGCGUCUUUUUCGCGUCUUGUUCGGACCACGUGGUCGACGAGUUGUUCUGUGUGUUGUCGCCAUAGAAAUACGUAUAGUUGCGUUGCCGUGCUGGUGGUCAUACACCUAUAAUUUUAUAUUAUGCUAUUGGCGUCGCCGCGCGUGAAAGCGUUCGAAAUUAUUAUAUUAUAUUCGUGUGCGUCGUGUAACGUGUUGUCCGAACAACCCCGUGUUUAAACGAGCUCUUCUGUGUGUUGCCGCCACAGAAUCUCACACGGUGUUUUUCGUCACCGGGUGUGACGCGGCGUUCAUUUCAAUAUAAUCACUGUUGCAGCGUACCGGACCACAAGGCCAGAGCUCGAGCGGUGUCGGCAACCACUGCGAACACGCCGGUUAUAAUUUACUGCGCAUACAACUACACAGCUAGUACACAAGUACACUUUAUAUUGCCUAUGUUGAACUCCUUAAACGGACAUGGUUCGAUGUCAGGUGAAAUCAAAAUUCAAAACGACAAUACAUUUGUAGUGUACGACUACCCCGCGCCAAGGUAAACCGAGAAUAAGCCGGUCUGCACUCCGUUUUAUUUUCUGGGAAGUCAUAUCUGACGAGCACGGUAUCGACCCAACUGGGUCAUAUCACGGCGAUUCUGAUUUACAAUUAGAACGUAUCAACGUCUAUUACACUGAAGCGCUUGGCGGUAAGUAUGUUCCUCGAGCAGUUCUUGUGGAUUUGGAACCCGGCACCAUGGACUCUGUAAGGUCGGGUCCAUUCGGUCAAUUGUUUCGGCCAGAUAACUUUGUUUUUGGACAAUCCGGUGCAGGCAAUAAUUGGGCGAAAGGACAUUACACAGAAGGCGCUGAGCUAGUGGAUUCAGUGCUCGAUGUAGUUAGGAAAGAAGCUGAGAGUUGCGACUGCUUACAAGGAUUCCAACUGACCCAUUCGUUGGGCGGCGGAACUGGUUCCGGGAUGGGUACACUUUUGAUAUCGAAAAUUCGUGAAGAAUACCCAGACCGUAUCAUGACUACAUACAGUAUCGUCCCUUCACCAAAAGUAUCCGACACGGUCGUCGAGCCGUACAAUUCUACGCUGUCGGUGCACCAGUUAGUGGAGAACACAGACGAGACCUUUUGCAUCGACAACGAGGCGCUGUACGACAUAUGCUUCCGGACGCUAAAGCUCACGACACCCACAUACGGCGAUCUCAAUCACCUAGUGUCGGCAGCCAUGUGCGGUGUGACCACGUGCUUCCGAUUCCCCGGACAGCUCAACUCGGAUCUCCGGAAACUGGCCGUCAACAUGGUGCCGUUUCCACGGCUGCACUUCUUCAUCACUGGCUUUUCGCCGCUGACGUCCCGUGGCAGCCAACAAUACCGCGCGCUUACCGUGCCCGAACUGGUCCAGCAGAUGUUCGACGCGAAGAACAUGAUGGCUGCGUGCGACCCCCGGCACGGCCGGUACCUGACCGCGGCCAGUAUAUUCCGUGGCCGGAUGUCCAUGAAGGAGGUGGACGAACAGAUGCUCAACGUGCAGACAAAGAACUCCAGCUACUUCGUUGAGUGGAUACCGAACAACACCAAGACGGCCGUGUGCGACAUACCGCCCAGGGGCCUCAAGAUGUCCGCCACGUUCAUUGGCAACACGACCGCCAUCCAGGAGAUUUUCAAGCGCGUAUCCGAACAGUUCACGUCCAUGUUUCGGCGCAAGGCGUUCUUGCACUGGUACACCGGCGAGGGCAUGGACGAGAUGGAGUUUACCGAGGCUGAGUCCAACAUGAACGACCUGGUUUCCGAGUACCAGCAGUACCAGGAGGCGACCAUCGACGAGAAUGACGAAGAGGACGGUGACGAAGACGCUGAUGCGUAAACCCGCGGUCCCUUUCCGCGUGACGCGUCCAAAAAACCUUAUUACACGGCAGAUUAACACGAUUCCUGAAUGUAUUUUUAUUUUUAAUUAUCAAAUUCAAAUUAUAACCGAUUCAACAAAAACCAAAAUCAAUCUAUUUUACGAUCGCUAAACUAUUUUAAUUAUUAA
Messenger RNA from Melanaphis sacchari, 2070 nucleotides. Its product is annotated as tubulin beta chain-like. Gene Ontology annotation, biological process: microtubule cytoskeleton organization; mitotic cell cycle. Gene Ontology annotation, cellular component: cytoplasm; microtubule. Gene Ontology annotation, molecular function: GTPase activity; structural constituent of cytoskeleton; GTP binding. The transcript has 6 exons. Bases 784 to 1902 code for a protein of 372 amino acids. Lineage: Eukaryota; Metazoa; Arthropoda; Insecta; Hemiptera; Aphididae. The record is from RefSeq and is a predicted model, not a curated record.